Molecule: messenger RNA, 4385 nt
Organism: Megalops cyprinoides (Indo-Pacific tarpon)
Lineage: Eukaryota; Metazoa; Chordata; Actinopteri; Elopiformes; Megalopidae
Product: signal transducer and activator of transcription 3-like
Exons: 24
Coding region: 245-2605 (786 amino acids)
Biological process (GO): regulation of transcription by RNA polymerase II; cell surface receptor signaling pathway via JAK-STAT; response to peptide hormone
Molecular function (GO): DNA-binding transcription factor activity, RNA polymerase II-specific; RNA polymerase II cis-regulatory region sequence-specific DNA binding
Source: RefSeq, a predicted model, not a curated record
GAAUAUUUUCAGCAGUCGGUUUGGUUGCUCAUCGUGUUGGCUGGGGGAUGUCUGAAUAAAGCGUAACAGAAAGUUGGAGGGUGUGUUUUUAGAAGAAGGGUAUAAAUUAACCAAAAGUAAUAUUGUUUUGUUUAAUCAGAUAGUUUAUCCACUUUCCGCAUUUUGGGAAGCAGCCAGGGGCUUCAGAAGCCGUUUCCUCAAACACGUUUUCAAGAGAGAAGGGGUUCAGGAAGCGCUGGCCAGGAUGUCCCAGUGGAACCAGUUGCAGCAGCUGGACCCCAGGUACCUGGAGCAGCUCUACCACCUGUACAGCGACAGCUUCCCCAUGGAGCUACGACAGUUCUUGGCCCCCUGGAUUGAGAGCCAGGACUGGGCCUAUGCUGCCAACAAGGAGUCCCACGCCACACUGGUAUUCCACAACCUCCUGGGGGAGAUGGACCAGCAGUAUAGCCGCUUCCUGCAGGAGAACAACGUCCUUUACCAGCACAACCUAAGGCGGAUCAAGCAGCACCUGCAGAGCAAGUACCUGGAGAAGCCCAUGGAGAUCGCCCGCAUCGUGGCGCGCUGCCUGUGGGAGGAACAGAGGCUCCUGCAGUCAGCCACUACUGCCACGCAGGACGGGCAGGCGGCCCACCCCUCAGGGACAGUGGUGACAGAGAAGCAGCAGAUGCUGGAGCACAACCUGCAGGAUGUGAGGAAGAGGGUGCAGGACAUGGAGCAGAAGAUGAAGAUGCUGGAGAACCUCCAGGAUGACUUUGAUUUCAACUACAAGACGCUGAAAAGCCAAGGAGAGCUCUCCCAGGACCUGAAUGGAAACAGCCAGGCAGCGGCCACCAGGCAGAAGAUGGCCCAGCUGGAGCAGAUGCUCACUGCCUUGGACCAGCUCAGAAGGCAAAUCGUGACCGAAAUGGCAGGACUUCUGUCGGCCAUGGACUUUGUGCAGAAGAACCUGACAGAGGAUGAGUUGGCUGAAUGGAGGCGGAGGCAGCAGAUCGCCUGCAUUGGAGGAACCCCCAAUAUCUGCCUGGACCGUCUGGAGACUUGGAUCACAUCUCUGGCCGAGUCCCAGCUGCAGAUCCGCCAGCAGAUCAAGAAGCUGGAGGAGCUGCAGCAGAAGGUAUCCUACAAGGGGGACCCCAUUAUCCAGCACCGGCCAGCCCUGGAGGAGAAGAUUGUGGCCAUUUUUAGGAGCCUCAUGAAGAGCGCCUUUGUGGUAGAGCGCCAGCCUUGUAUGCCUAUGCAUCCGGACAGGCCUCUGGUCAUCAAAACAGGGGUGCAGUUUACCACCAAAGUCAGGUUACUGGUGAAAUUUCAGGAACUGAAUUAUCAACUGAAAAUCAAAGUGUGCAUUGACAAGGAAUCGGGGGAUAUUGCAGCACCGAGAGGGUCCCGCAAGUUUAACAUCCUGGGUACCAACACCAAAGUGAUGAACAUGGAGGAGUCCAACAAUGGGAGUCUGUCUGCGGAGUUCAAACACCUGACCCUGAGGGAGCAGAGGUGUGGGAAUGGAGGCAGGACCAACAGUGAUGCCUCUUUGAUCGUGACAGAGGAACUCCACCUCAUCACCUUUGAGACGGAGGUCUACCAUCAAGGCCUAAAGAUUGACUUGGAGACACACUCCCUGCCUGUGGUUGUGAUCUCCAACAUUUGUCAGAUGCCAAAUGCAUGGGCCUCUAUCCUGUGGUACAAUAUGCUCACCAACCAUCCCAAGAAUGUCAACUUCUUCACCAAGCCACCAGUGGGCACAUGGGACCAGGUGGCUGAGGUGCUGAGCUGGCAGUUCUCUUCCACCACGAAGAGGGGGCUGACAAUCGAUCAGCUGACCACGCUGGCUGAGAAACUGCUGGGUCCAUGUGUAAACUACUCUGGAUGCCAGAUCACCUGGGCCAAGUUCUGCAAAGAGAACAUGGCUGGCAAAGGCUUCUCUUUCUGGGUGUGGCUGGAUAACAUCAUUGAUCUGGUGAAGAAGUACAUCCUGGCACUGUGGAAUGAAGGGUUCAUCAUGGGCUUCAUCAGCAAGGAGAGGGAGAGGGCCAUCCUGAGCCCCAAGCCCCCGGGGACCUUCCUGCUGCGCUUCAGCGAGAGCAGCAAGGAGGGCGGCAUCACCUUCACCUGGGUGGAGAAGGACAUCAAUGGUAAAACUCAGAUACAGUCAGUGGAGCCAUACACCAAGCAGCAGCUCAGCAAUAUGUCCUUUGCCGAGAUUAUUAUGGGCUACAAGAUAAUGGACGCCACCAACAUCCUGGUCUCGCCACUGGUCUACCUCUUCCCAGAGAUCCCUAAGGAGGAGGCUUUUGGGAAGUACUGCCGGGCUGAAGCCAGUGAUCCUGACUCCACUGACCCAGGUAGUGCUGCGCCUUACCUGAAGACAAAGUUCAUCUGCGUCACGCCGUGCCCCUCAGUGUUCAUGGACAUGCCGGACAGCGAGCUGCUAGUGAAUGGAUUCCCAGGCACCAACUCUGGCAACACCAGCGAUCUGUUUACUAUGUCCCCUCGAACCCUGGACUCUCUGAUGCCUGAUGAAGGGGCAGAAGCCAACCCUGGCGGCUUGGAAUCCCUCACGCUAGACAUGGAGUACAGCUCGGACAUGGCUUCGCCCCAGUGAGCAGGAUUUGAUCCAGCGAGAGGGCCAUAGUGACGACAUGCACACCAGUCUGAUCUCCCUUCAGCCAGUCACACCUCAUACUGGUCGCCAUUACUGCCAAACACUCAACAUCUGUGAUAUGCCUUUCCAUCUUGUUAUUCAGAAAAGCCCCUAAAGGGGCAUGAACUUGGAUAUUUCAUGGUCAUUUUUUGUGUUCAACAGUGAGGAAUGUCACUGUUAUAUCAUGUUGUUUUUCUGGAAAAUACUGGUCUGCCUAUAAGGUGGGUAGGUUGUCAAAGGAAAGACUACAAGAGGCUAACCACAGUCACAACUAAUUGAUCACAGAGUUUUAUUUUUGAUAUUGUACACAAAACGCCACUGUAAUCUUGAAGCAUAAAGGCUUAAACCCUGGGGGAAAUGAUACAAUGGAUGUUCCAUAACAUUUAUAAAGCAGGCUUGACUAUAAUGUAUGUGUGCUUGAAAUAUCCAACUUGGCACUUACAGUGGUGUUCAAGCGCAGAUACUAACUGACCCUUUUCCAGAAAACUAAACUCAAUAUGCCAUAAGGUUUGCUAGUUACAUGAUAACUGUAUUGUAAGCUACAGAUAAUUUUUGAAGAACAGCCUAGGGAGACAUUUAAACCAGUAUGAGCGCUGCAGGAAUAGUUGUGUAAGCUAGUUAUUGUGGAAAAUGCAUACUUUCUCCAGUAUAUAUUCUGUCAUGGCCGCUUUCUUCAGUGCCUUUCUUUUUAGUCUACCCUGUCUUACCUUGUUUGUCACUGCACAGAUUUGUAUCAUGUGUAAAGAUUCAUGUGAGACCUUUGCUUCUCAGUGCCACAGCUGUUAAAGCCAUCAGGACUUGAGAGUUCGGGUUCGGCUGGUGAAUAAUGGAAUGGUUAUAUCACAUUUGCAGACAGCUCUGCUGUAUUUUAAAUAUCAGCUGAACAAGUGAAAAGGUUCAUCAAAUGAAUAAGAGGAAAAUUGUUGGCUGCCUAUAUGAACAACAAUCGUGUGUAGAGCUCACUUCCCAUUGCUUGUCGUGUAUAUUUUCCAUUUGUAGUAUCAGUAGAAUGAACACCUUUUUAUCUGUCCUUCCUCAAAAUGGGCACAGUGCCAUGGUUCCUUCCUUUUUCUGAAACAAAUUCUAUGGCAAAAGGUUCGUGGCUUGGUUUAUAGAUAAAACGUCACUCAUGCAUUCGGCAUUUUACAGCAUAUGUUUAUGUGGUUAUACUUUAAAUGUUUGUUGUUUGACUCUCAGCUUGUUUCAAACAGUUGUUGAAGCUGAUGAAUAAGGAGGAGUUUCACGAAGUGUCAUUGUGUCACGUACAGCAGCAUGCAUGGAUCAUGACUUUAGAAGUUCUUUCUUUGUUUUGGCACUUAAGGGGAUGGUGUCAGUGACUUUUUUUAAACCUUUACCCUGAAUGUAUUUUUAGGGGUGCUUCAUCUUUGCUUUUAAAUCAAGUAACUGAUGAUUUUUACCUGUACCACUCCCCUUUUGUCUCUGCUGUAACCACUGUAGCAUAAGGAAUACUGGAUCUGGCUGAAUUGAUACAGAUAUAUUAGCUGAUUCUCUUGAUAUUACAGUAGUCUGGGAGAUUGAGGCUGAUCUCCCAACAGAAAGAUGCUGUGGGUCUGGACUCUCAUCCCAGGCCUGAUGUAAACUCUAGUUAGUGCAAAGGAGUUAAACAGCAGGUAUAUUAUUACAUUUCUGGGUAUCAGGGAUGAGUUAUAUUCUUAAAGCUAACCAUAGGAAAACUAUUGAGUCCUACCAUUUGCUGCUUUUAAAGCUUGUAUUUCUGUGC